UAAGCAGACUGUGCUGGGAAGAGACAUCAACAUGUGCAGUAGUUCAAAGAGAGUACGCUUUUAUAGAGUUAUACAUUCUUCCUUAAGAAAAAUUUAGCUCCCUAGACAAUAUGAAAACCAAGUAAAUAAACGGACACAAAGUGGUCAACGGGGAAUUACGUGCUGAUUUUGGGCUGAACUCAACGUUGCGCUCCGCCCCACAUUGAGCUCUGCAAGCUGCAGUCAGGGGUACUUGACUUACAUGUAAUUAAGUUGCGAGCAACAAUAUCUGGAGAUUAUCCUAAUGAAACGCAAUCGUGGGACCAUUUACAUCCUCAGGGGUUUACCAUACACGGGAAGACCCGGCAAAGCAAGGAAUGUGUGGCAGGAUGGUGGAGAGAUCAUCAGUUAUUUCGAUUAUUUUCGCAUAUAUCACAAUUCUCAGAUCAUUCCUAAGUAUCUUCACAAGGCACAUAUGUGGGCACGCAGGGAAGCCCUAGAAAAUAUAGAAAGAGGAGUGGAUCCAGUCAUCAUCAACAACCCCAACAUGCCCCUUUGGCACAUGUAUCCAUACGUCCGAAUGGCUUUUUUUCGUGGCUACUGGAUUGAAUUCAUUGAAACGGAAGACACCUGGGAUGUUCCUCUUGAGGAAUUAGAAAGGAGAGGUGGUGGUAAAAUUCCACUACCAAUACUGGAAGACAUGAAGGAGUCAUAUGAGCCAGUACGACAUGUCUUUGACGUCCUGUGUGACGAGUAUUCUCAAUAUAGAUGGAUUGGUAGUAAGGAAAUGACAUCUAAUGACUGGUGACCCUGCAGAGGGAAAAAUCUAUAUUCCACUUCCUUCAUGGGGGUGAAUUAUGAAAAGGAAUGAUCAGAUAUCAUGCAUCAUUCAUAAAGAAAUAAACUGUGACAUUUUAAACAA
Alosa sapidissima (American shad) is the source of this 901-nucleotide messenger RNA. RefSeq names its product NEDD4-binding protein 2-like 1. The coding region runs from base 284 to 787 and encodes 167 amino acids. NCBI's taxonomy places the organism in Eukaryota, Metazoa, Chordata, Actinopteri, Clupeiformes, Clupeidae. The transcript has 5 exons. The record is from RefSeq and is a predicted model, not a curated record.